GGCAGGCAGGCGGGCGGGCAGGCGGGCGGCGACCGGGGGCGCGCCGGCCAUGCACUGCACUCUGAGUAUGGACGCAGGGGCUGCGGAUGGAUACACGCCAUGUGACAACGAACUUUCGCCCAGCAGGGAGCAUUCUGACAUGGCAAUUGACCUCACCUCAAGCACACCUAAUGGGCAGCAUACCUCACCGAGUCACAUGGCAAGCACAAAUUCCAUAAAGCUAGAAAUGCAAAGUGAUGAUGAGGAUUCCGAGAGGAAACCCCUGAAGCAGGAAGGCCACGGGCUCAGGGGCCAAGACGAAGGGAGCAGUUUGGAGGAACCUCUCUCUGAGAACCACGAGAUGGUGGACCACAGGAAGUUGCAGGAGCUGUCGAGCGAGGGAGGAAUCCGGCUUCCGAAUGGUAAACUGAAAUGUGACGUCUGUGGCAUGGUUUGCAUUGGUCCCAAUGUGCUUAUGGUACAUAAAAGGAGUCACACUGGUGAGCGUCCCUUUCACUGUAACCAGUGUGGAGCUUCCUUCACACAAAAAGGCAAUCUACUGAGGCACAUCAAAUUACACUCUGGGGAGAAACCAUUUAAAUGUCCCUUCUGCAGCUAUGCUUGCCGGAGGAGGGAUGCCCUCACUGGACACCUCAGGACGCACUCUGGUAUAAAUUUAAUGUCUUGCUGCUGUCAUUCUUAUGUAGGUGAGAAGCUCAUGAGGUUUGGCUACCCAGAUAUCCAUUAUGAGACUAACACACCCUAUGAGAGAGAAGCCGAGCUCAUGCAGACGCACAUGAUGGACCAAGCGAUCAACAACGCCAUCUCUUACCUUGGAUCAGAGGUGCUCCACCCCUUGAUGCAGCACACGCCAAGCACAAUGGCUGACGUGGCGCCCGUCAUCACUUCGGCUUAUGCUCCGGUCUAUAACUCCAACAGGAUAGAAAGGCCAGUGAGCAGAGAGACGGCAGACAGUAAUGAAAAUAACAUGGAUGGCCCCAUCUCCCUCAUCAGACCAAAGAGUCGACCCCAGGAAAGAGAGGCCUCCCCCAGCAAUAGCUGCCCGGACUCCAGUGACUCAGACAGCAGCCACGAAGAUCACCGCUCCUACCAAGGAAAUCCUGCCUUAAACUCCAAAAGGAAGCAAAGCCCAGCAUACAUGAAGGAGGACUCCAAAGCUGUUGAUGUCACUAAGACCUCUAAGGGCUCUUUAAAGGAUAUCUACAAAGUCUUUAAUGGAGAAGGAGAACAGAAGAGGGCCUUUGCGUGCGAGCACUGUCGAGUUCUUUUCCUAGACCAUGUCAUGUACACCAUCCACAUGGGGUGUCAUGGCUACCGUGACCCAUUAGAGUGCAACAUUUGUGGCUACCGGAGUCAGGACCGCUAUGAGUUCUCAUCGCACAUUGUCCGAGGAGAGCACACGUUCCACUAGGCCUUCUCUCCCAAAAGGGACUCUGAAGGAGAGAAGACAGCUGCACAUGAAGACAUUCUGCACUUACAAUCCCACUUUUCCUCAGAUGUUAACACAGCGUUGGUUAUCUUUAUUGUCAUUUUUGUUGCUGUAUUUUUAAUUAUUGUUAUUUUGUAUUGUCAAAGGCUUUCACGGCCAGAAUCAACUGGCUGUUGUGGGUUUUCUGGACUGUGUGGCAGCCGUGGUCUGGUA
Molecule: messenger RNA, 1642 nt
Organism: Sphaerodactylus townsendi
Lineage: Eukaryota; Metazoa; Chordata; Lepidosauria; Squamata; Sphaerodactylidae
Gene: IKZF2
Product: IKAROS family zinc finger 2
Exons: 6
Coding region: 50-1411 (453 amino acids)
Biological process (GO): regulation of transcription by RNA polymerase II
Molecular function (GO): RNA polymerase II cis-regulatory region sequence-specific DNA binding; DNA-binding transcription factor activity
Source: RefSeq, a predicted model, not a curated record